AUGUCCCCACAAAUUCUGUUCUCUGAUAUAGACAAGACCCUUAAGCCCAAGAUUGAGUUUUUCCAGGAGCUGGGUCUUUUUGGUUCUGAGCUAGGCAAGUUCAUUUCCAGGAAUUCCAUGCUUUUGAACGUGAGUUUGGAGAGAAGAUUGGUACCCUGCAUCGAAAUUAUCAAGAAUAUCUUGUCCAACGAUAAGGAUAACCAAGACCUUUUCCGUGUUCUUCGUCGGUGCAAUAAGGUGGCCAGUGGAGACCCUGAAUCAGGGUUGGUGGGCAAUAUUGCCUUCUUGAAGAGUUGCGGGAUUGUCGGGUCUCAGCUUUCAAUGCUUUUGACUAGGCAGCCUUGGCUUUUUACUAUUAAGGAAUCCAAGCUUAGAGAUCUUGUUUCUCGGGUACUAGACAUGGGUUUUGCUGUCAAUUCGAGGAUGUUGGUUUAUGCGCUUUAUACAGUUAGUUGCAUGAGCAACGAGACUUUCACGAGGAAAUUGGAAUUGUUUCAGAGUUCCGGGUUUUCUUCAGAAGAAUGCAUCCAAAUGUUUCGAAAGGCACCUGGUUUGCUUAGGACCUCCGAGGAGAAGCUAAAGCUUGGAUUUGAGUUCUUCAUGAAUACCAUUAACUUGGAAAAGUCUGUGUUAGUUCGUAUACCUUCAUGUUUGAUGUAUAGCAUUGAGAAAAGAGUGAUGCCUCGGUACAUGGUUCUGCAGGUUAUUAACUCCCAAAGGCUUUUGAAGAGGGAGCCAAGUUUUAUUCACGUCUUGUCUUUAACGGAGGAGGAGUUCUUGGCUAAGUUCAUAGCGAAGUUUGGAAAUGAUGCAGAGAAAUUGUUGGUAGCUUACAAGGGUCAUUUAUUGGGUUGCUCUUGUGAAGAUAACUCUUAA
This is a messenger RNA of Carya illinoinensis, 876 nucleotides long. RefSeq names its product transcription termination factor MTERF8, chloroplastic-like. Gene Ontology annotation, molecular function: double-stranded DNA binding. Gene Ontology annotation, biological process: regulation of DNA-templated transcription; chloroplast organization. The record is from RefSeq and is a predicted model, not a curated record. Bases 1 to 876 code for a protein of 291 amino acids. The transcript has a single exon. Gene Ontology annotation, cellular component: chloroplast. Lineage: Eukaryota; Viridiplantae; Streptophyta; Magnoliopsida; Fagales; Juglandaceae.